This is a messenger RNA of Drosophila innubila, 1699 nucleotides long. RefSeq lists its product as uncharacterized. The record is from RefSeq and is a predicted model, not a curated record. NCBI's taxonomy places the organism in Eukaryota, Metazoa, Arthropoda, Insecta, Diptera, Drosophilidae. The transcript has 5 exons. The coding region runs from base 170 to 1600 and encodes 476 amino acids.
CAUAUGUAGAACAUGCCAAAGCGUGUAAUUUGGAUAGAUAGCGGGCACGAUAACAAGCUGAUUCCUAUCUAAACUGUAACAGGUGCACAGCAGCGUUGAGCAGUCGUCGCUUUUGUUGCCGAGAUAAAUUCCAUUGAUAAGGGGCCUUCGGGAGAGCACGUUACAAUUGAUGAACGUGACGACGACAGAGGCGACUGAAGCGACAGCGACAGCGACGGCGACGGCGAAUACGACAACGACAACGACAACUGAGGCGGCGAAUACAACAACAGCGACUGUUGCGCAGCUCAGUGAGUCGCCAUCGCUGCUCUGGAGCAGCCGCGCCACAUCCGCCGCCUCAUCCUGGCUGCACGAACUCGCCCAGCCGGGCGAGCAUGAGCCGACAUCUGCACUCCUCAACUACUGCAAACGCAAGUUCCUGCGUCCCUAUGUGGCCAUACUGACCCUCGUCGGCCUCAAUCCCAUCUCCACGGACAUGAGCAAUGUGCGUGCCUGCUGCAGCUAUGUCCAAGCAUUCAUGGUGCUCUGUGUGCUGCUCGUUGGCUACGUGCUUCGCUAUCUAUGUGGCUAUCGUGGAGAUCGAGGCUUCAGCAGUUAUCGGGACAUACGACCCGGCAAUGGCACUGAUAUUUGUGACUCCUCCUCUGGAACAACAUCUUCAAAUACCAUUGGGGAGCUGCUCUUUGGCUAUGUGGUGCCCAGUGUCCUGAACUUGAUGAGCUUCGUCUCCGCGGUCCUCGUCUGCAAGGUGAUCGAGCAUGAGCAGUUGCAGAAUCUCAUCGAGCGUGUGUUCCUGAUCUCUGCCAAGCCAAAGCGUCUGUGCCGCAUGCUAUGGUUCUAUCUGGGCGUGGCUUUGAGCCUUCUACUGCUGCUCUUUGGCUACGCCUGCUGUGUGGUCAUCAUGCAGCCGGCACAGAUCGUCAAGGUGGCCUGGCUAGCCGAUGCUCUUCGCAACUGGGAGCUGUGCCUGCGCAUUGGACUGCUGUGCACCAUAUUGCUGCAGGAUCUGGUGGAGAUAAUAAUACUGAGUAGCUACUACAUUGAAUGCUAUCUGCUACGUGUCCAUCUGGAGACAUUGUCCCACAAGCUGCUGAUGCACUCGAUAGACUCGCUGGACUGGAUGAGGGAGAUCCUAGAGUUUCGAAAGCUGCUGGAACGGGUCAAUCAGCAUGUGUCCAUACCCGUGUGCUUCCUGAUCGUCAUGAAUCUGGCCUAUGCAUUCGCUGGUCUCGUCUAUCUGUUCAAGGACUUUGAUUUCCAUUACUGCGCCCUCAAGCUCGUCCUCUUGAACAUCGCCAACGUGAUGUUGUGGCUAUUCCUGGGUCUCUUGCCAUUCUUCGUGGCCGGCUCCGUGACACGCGUCUGCCAGAACGCCCAGGCCAAUGGCCAUCAGAUACGCGUCCGUCCAUUCGUGUAUCACAACACUUCCGCCGAGGAUCUCAACUCAACGCUGCUGUUCGCCUCCUCCCUGGACAUGUCCGCCAAGCUCUUUCGCAUGCCCAUCCAGUCCAACUAUCUGUGCUUUGCCAUACUCGUGGUGACCAUUGUGGUGCUCACCCUGGGCAUGUGUCUCAAUUUGAGUGCCUUGGGCAAGUUCUGAGUACAGUGAGUACUCGCACAAGCGCCCAGAACACAUUAACUUACUCAACAUGCUGUUAACACAUUUGUACUUAGCUUUAAUAAAGAUUUAUCUAUAGUA